CCCCCCUUCUUCUUCAAUAAAGCCAACUCUUUUCUUUUGCUAGUGCUGAUGCAGUGCGCACAUAGAUAAGGAAAGCAAAAUCCCAGUGGGGGGAUGGGGGCCAAUGCCUUUCUUUUACAGCCUCAACUCCGAUUUGUCAGCCGUGGAGAAUUAUUGCUUGGUCAAGGAGAGGGGAAAGGCUUGGGCCUACCGAUCCCAAUAGGACCUCAUAAAAGAACGGGAGUAGUUGAGAGGUUCCAUAUUGCCGAGCCAGGGCAGCACUUCUGUACGUGAUCAUAGUAUGUCACGUCAUCUCGUCCCAGCUGCAUUGAGCGAUCAAGGCCUUACCCUCUUCCUGCAUAUGAGGUAUCCAUCUUUUGUGUCACAAUUGAAUGGGAGAAGGGGCAAAAAUAAAAAAAUCUCUUUGCUCAUUAAUUUAAAUAAAAAAUUAGUUACCAGAGAUGGAUGUAUGCGUUAGAAAAAAAUAAUGAUGCUAAUGAAUAAUCAAGAAUUUUGAUGAAGUAAUAGGUUAGAAAUUUUUAUAGUCAUAAUAUCGAUUAUCUUGAAGUAAUGUACAAUGGAUCCCUUGAAAAUUGAAUUGUUUCACAUAAAAUAGAUUUACCAAGCACUUUGACGGCAUUUGGUAAUGGGACGCGAAAUGAUAAAAAGUCAAAUGUCCAAAUCUAGCGGCACGACAGGAAAUCUAUCUAGAAAGUGCUAUUUCUAGUCCGCAUCCUCCGUCCCAUCGAAGCAUCAAGUCGUCGGCGUCAGACACGAAAGCUUCGGCAGUUCAGGUGUCGCGUCGCGAAACACGUCGGAAUCCAAGGUCAGAAUGCCGGGCCUCUCCGCGAUGGAUUCUUUUUCCACUCCACGUCCUUGGUCGCAUCGACACAUCGAUGUCCAGGCCCGUAAGGCUCCGCCGAUCCCACCGUCGCCUCGCAUCCACCAUCUCCAUCUCCAAGAAACUUGCCGCUUCGGAAACCAACAGAAGCCUCUCUGCAUCACCCGCGCACGCUCACGACAUGUUGAAGUUCUCCUGGAACGCCACGGACCAUGUCAAAGCCCUGGCCCCAUGAAGAUUCUCGACACGCCAAAGCCCGGGCUCCUCCCUUCGGGGCGGAGGGCCGCGGCCACCGCCAUCAUCUCUUGCUAUCCGGCGAGCAAAGCCCUGACCUUGGCGGUCGUCUGCAACGGGUCGGCCCGGGUCGAGCCCAGGUCGAGCAGCUUGGCCAACCGGCUCAGGUUGGGCAGCUUGACGGAGGACGGGCUGUCGUACAAGGAGAGUUUCAUGGUGAGGUGCUAUGAGGUGGGGAUCAACAAGACGGCCACCGUCGAGACCAUGGCCAAUCUGUUGCAGGAGGCUGCGUGUAAUCAUAUUCAGAGUCUUGGAUUUUCGACUGAUGGAUUUGCAACGACCUCUACAAUGCGGAAAAUGAAUCUCAUAUGGGUGACUGCCCGCAUGCACAUUGAAAUAUACAAAUACCCAGCUGGGAGUGAUGUGGUGGAAAUAGAGACAUGGCUUCAUGGAGAAGGCAGGAUCGGAACUAGACGAGACUGGAUACUCAAGGACUAUGCAAAUGGUCAAGUUAUUGGAAGAGCUACUAGCAAGUGGGUCAUGAUGAAUCAAGAAACUAGAAGACUUCAGAAGGUCAACGAUGAUGUUCGUGAUGAGUAUCUGAUUUUUAGUCCACGAGAAUCAAGCAUGCAAUUCAACAUCAGUAUAUUUGACGAAGGAGCUUAUAAGGGGCCUUUUGCCUUGCUAAAGUGA
Messenger RNA from Eucalyptus grandis, 1747 nucleotides. RefSeq names its product oleoyl-acyl carrier protein thioesterase, chloroplastic-like. The coding region runs from base 812 to 1747 and encodes 311 amino acids. Gene Ontology annotation, biological process: fatty acid biosynthetic process. NCBI's taxonomy places the organism in Eukaryota, Viridiplantae, Streptophyta, Magnoliopsida, Myrtales, Myrtaceae. The transcript has 5 exons. The record is from RefSeq and is a predicted model, not a curated record. Gene Ontology annotation, molecular function: fatty acyl-[ACP] hydrolase activity; acyl carrier activity.